AUGAUAAAGCCAAUGACUAAUAGGUUCCAACUCUUAGAUAUCAAGAGGAGGGACGAUGGGUUGGAUAAUUGUUCGGUUUAUGAUGGAGCCUCAGUAAUCAAUUUUGUGUUUCUGAUAUUAAUAUCAUUUGGUAUUAUCAUAAGUUAUAUACCUCAGUAUCGAAGAAUAUUCAUCAAGUUGACUUCUGAAGGGUUGUCAAAAAACUUUUUACUUUUGGGCUCGUGCUCGUCAAUAUUUACAUUGACCAACAUCAUCUUGGUCAGCUCCAAGGCACGACAAUGCUGUUCAAUAGGAGCUUUGGAUACGUUCAAUUGUAUAAAUUCACAGUUGAAUUUGUUUCAAAUCGGUAUACAAUGCACAUGUGCUAUUUUGAUUUUAGUUUUGGUCCUCUCAGUGACAAAAGAUUCUAUCAAGCAAGACAAGGCCGAAUACAAAAGAAUUGAACGUGUGGGCAAAUUUGUGGCUGCUCAUGCUGCAGUGUCUCUCCUAGAGAUUGCACUUGGGUUUUCUACCAACUCUACCGUUCUAUAUGCAAUUGCCAAUAUGAAUGGCUUAUUAUCUGCUUUGCUUACUGUGAUUAAAUAUGUCCCUCAGAUUUACACUACUUUUAGACUCAAACACCCAGGAACUUUGUCGAUUGGAAUGAUGUGUAUACAAACCCCUGGUGGGUUUGUUUUCACUGCUACAUUAUUCUUCACAAAGGGAUCUCAUUGGAGCUCUUGGGUAUCUUAUUUGGUUGCAGCUUUGUUGCAAGGGAUGUUGCUAUCCCUUUGUAUUUAUUACGUAUACUUCCAAGGUCGUCAUGUUGGCGAAGAAUCUGCUGAAGAGUUAGAGCGAGAAGCAAUAGAGAGAAUCGUCAAUGAAAAUAGACACGAAGAAUUAGAUCAUACUUCAGAUGUUAGAGACCCGGAAAGAGAACAACUUUUAUAG
Molecule: messenger RNA, 930 nt
Organism: Candida dubliniensis CD36
Lineage: Eukaryota; Fungi; Ascomycota; Pichiomycetes; Serinales; Debaryomycetaceae
Exons: 1
Coding region: 1-930 (309 amino acids)
Source: RefSeq, a predicted model, not a curated record